Molecule: messenger RNA, 4197 nt
Organism: Astyanax mexicanus (Mexican tetra)
Lineage: Eukaryota; Metazoa; Chordata; Actinopteri; Characiformes; Acestrorhamphidae
Product: dystrophin-related protein 2-like
Exons: 24
Coding region: 109-3006 (965 amino acids)
Biological process (GO): synaptic signaling
Cellular component (GO): plasma membrane
Molecular function (GO): protein binding; zinc ion binding
Source: RefSeq, a predicted model, not a curated record
CUGUUCUACGCAUUUGUUUCACUCUCUCUCUCCCUCCCUCUCUAGCUCAUUUCUCUGUUUUACUCAUUCUUCAGCUAUUUGGUUGGAUUUCAUGCAGAUUUCAGCAUCAUGAGCAGUGAUAAAAGUGUUGCUGAAGUAGCACCAAGAUUGCCACCCAGAAAGUCCCCGCACACCCCAGUACGAGUACGGGACACAAUACACAGCAACACACAGAACGGCUCAGUUAGAAACUCAAAGAGCAAGAGAGAAGUUCUAGGCAAUGGGUCACACCUAGUGACUUCACCAGAGGGUCAUCGAGUGUGUGGGACACGGAUACAACACAGUCUCCAGUUGUCCCUACAAGAGCUGACUGGCUGGCUGGCUUUGAAGGAGGCGGAUCUUGAGGAGCCGUGGCCUCUGGGGGGCGAUCUUAAGACCCUGCAGCACCAGAGACAGCAGCACCAGUUCUUUGAGGAGGAGCUGAACUCCAGAACGUCUUUCGUGCACUCUGUACUAGAGGCAGCUCAGGACUUCCUCUCACAGCACCCCCUAGCGCUAGUAGAGACCACCACAGGGGUUUGUGUGGAGCCAUCAGUGAGAGAGUGUGUGGGUCACACUGCUCGAACAGCGGAGACUCGGUGGCAAAGUGUGUUACGGCGCUGCAGUGCCCGCAGGAAGAGGCUUGAGGACGCUGUGAGCGGCCUGGAGGAGAUGCACUGCAGCAUAGAGGAAAUACAGAGAGAGAUUGAGGAGGCUCAGGGAAUCCAGCAGGCCUGGGAACCACUGGAAGAACUACAGAUGGAAACGCUGCAAGACCAUGUGGACGCUAUAGGGUUAUUUGAGGAGGAGUUGGUUCCUGUGAAAGAGGGGCUAAAAAAUGUCAACAUUUUAGCCCACCAGCUCUGCAACGCUGGUAUGUGUCUAACAGAACAGGACACGCGCACACUUCACAACCUUAAUGCACACUGGAGACUGCUUCAGGAGUGUACAGAGGAGAGACUACGAGAGCUGCAGGAAGCUCUAACAGACUUUGGACCCUCAUCACAACACUUUUUCUCAGGUUCUGUCCAGAGUCCAUGGGAAAGAGCCAUUUCAGCUAGCAGAGUGCCAUACUAUAUCAAUCACAGUACUCAGAGCACUAGCUGGGAUCACCCUCGCAUGAUCCAGCUCUAUCAGUCUAUGGCUGAUCUCAGCGAGAUUAGAUUUUCAGCCUACAGGACAGCCAUGAAACUGAGACGUGUGCAAAAACUCUUAAAAUUGGACUGUAUCCCUCUGAGCUCGCUGGUGGCGGAACUUCAGGGCGAUGUGGGUGUCAUUCAGGGGUCAGAGGUGAUGGGGUCCGGCGGCAGGGCUGUAGAGAUUCAGGAGGUUGUGGAGGUGUUGACCUCUCUGUAUGAACAUGUGGAGCAGGAGAAAGGCAUGAUGGUGGAUAUUCCUCUGUAUGUGGACAUGUGUCUCAACUGGCUGCUCAGUGUAUACGAUAGUGGUCGCACUGGGAGGUUGCGUCUGUUGUCGCUGGUUACUGGCCUGGUCAGUCUGUGUGAUGCUGAUGUGAAAGACAAAUGCAAAUAUUUGUUCUGGCAGGUGUCUGGAGCGGAUGGGCAGUGUGACGCCGCUCACCUGAGCUCUCUAUUGAAUGAGCUGAUCCAGAUCCCGCGGCAGCUGGGGGAGGCAGCGGCUUUCGGUGGGAACAGUGUAGAACCCAGUGUCAACAGCUGCUUCAGAAUGGUCUCAGGGCGUCUCUCAGUAGGAGAGAAUGAUUUUCUGGACUGGAUCGCUCUGGAGCCUCAGUCUGUAGUGUGGCUUCCUGUCUUGCAGCGUGUCAGCCAAUCAGAACACACAUUGCACCACAUCCGCUGUUCAGUGUGCAGACACAGCCCCAUCCGCGGCUUCAGGUAUCGAAGCUUAAAGCAGUUUAAUGUGGAUAUCUGCCAAAGCUGCUUCCUGUCAGGACGUGCAUGGAGGGGUAAAACCCUUCAGUACCCCAUCAUAGAAUACUACACCAAAAGCACCUCUGGCGAGAAGGUGAGGGCUUUUGCAGAGACGCUGAAGAAUAAGUUUCGCUCUAAACAGUAUUUUAGCAGACACCCACAACGAGGAUAUCUACCGGUCCAGUCCACUGUGGGACAGGGGGAAGAGGACAGUCCCAGUUUUUCGCCGAAGUUGCCACAUUCAGACUCCAACUCCAGUAUUGAGCCGUUUGCCUGCAGUAGUCUGGCUGAAAUGGAGAACCAGAACUGCUCUUUCUUUAACCAAAGCCUUGAUGAAGAGCAGUACCCUCUUCGUUAUUACAGCCCAGUGCUGGAGCCUGAUGCUUUACCCUGCCCUCACCUCCUCAAAUACAACCACACCUUUACAGAACGGCCAGGCGGACUGACCACACAGCCAGAAUACAGUAACAUCUGCGCAGACUGGACCGUCACACCAAGUGCCAAGCCUGAAUACACCAACAUCUGCAUGGACUCUUCAUCUGGCACAAACCAGCACAACUGCCACGCCUGUGUGAAACAGCCAAUCAGAGAAGACAUUCUGACCAACGGCCCAGGACAGCAGAGUCGAGUACAGCUGCAGAGGUCCAUCUGCAUCCUGGAGCAGCAGAACAGGCUCCUGCAGAGGGAGUACAGGAGGCUGCAGUGGCAGCUUGAGGAGGCUGAAGCCCAAGUUUCACAGAGGUCACCAAGAUCAGCUGAAAAUCAGAGGUCAGGGUUACAAAUAGAACUGGAGAGGCGAAUGCUCAUGCUGGAGGAACACAAGGAGCAGCUGGAGACCCAAAUACAGCAACUCAGAACCUUACUGCUACAGCAGAUCAGAGAUGAGUCUGAGAACAGCAUUUCUGCAGGAAGCUCCACCUCCACCUGCUCACCUGGGCCCCGCCCACCACAACUGCUAAUCCAGCACUGCUCUAAAACAACAGGUGUGUGUAUCCAACAGGACAGCCAGAACCACACCACUGACCACCUGCAGCAAGUCAUCGAACAACUGAGACACACCUUCCCCUCAGAAAGUGACAGCACCACUGCCCUGUAAACCACAGAUGUCACUGAAUUGGGUCUGCUUUCAGGAUAUUACCAGGAACCACCAGGAUGGCAGCAAACCAGGAGUGGACAGUUCAUGGCUGGACUGAAAUCUAAUGUCUGUAGUGGUUCUGGAAUGUGCAUUCUUAUAUUUAAGCAAUAAUACACGAGAGAGUGCUAUAAUGUGAACUUUGAGUGUAUUUUUGCGAUUAUACCACAGUUCCAUUAUCUCUGUUUAUUAAAAGAUUUUGAGUUAAAGAGGAUGAGAAAAUACGAUCUGUUGGGUUAUAAAAACUCCUAAUAUACACUAAUAUAUACUAAAAACACUAUUAUACACUCACAGGUACUAUUGUAUAGUCUAAUUUAGCUAUAACAUGUAAUUUUGGCAAUGCUGUGCUGCGACUGCAGGUCGAGUACCGUACGUUAUAGCACGUUAUAGCUCGGAACUCGAGUGUAUUAUAGCGAUUACACCACAGUUCCAUUAUCGCUGUUUAUUGAAAUAUUUUGUGUUAAAGAGGACGAGAAAAUAUGAUCUGUUUGGUUAUAAAAACUUAAGUUAAAAUAGUUCCAUUGCUGCUCUGUUUGUAGCUGCACUGUUUGGCUUGUAAGCGCUGCAUUGUUGCUAGGUCACCUGUAUGUGGUGGAGUAAUACAUGGCGAGCUUCGGUUACAGUGCAUUACCGGCUGAUACCAGCACUCAUAAAAAGCCUCUUAGUCACAUUGCUAACUGUGGUAUAAUAUUGAUUAUACAUUCAGUAAUGGCUAACUGUAAUUAAGCAGAUACUGUACUGUUGAUUGACUAGCAGAACAAAUUCACUUUAUUUUCAUAUUUGAACUGAGUACACAGUGUUAACAUGAGAUAAGUAUGAACUUUCGUUCCUUUACUGAAAAUAGGCCACUGAACUUUGCAGAAGAGUGCCAGCACUUGUUUCAUUUUAAGAAGAAUGAGCCCCAUUUUGUCGGUUGCAAUUUAAACUAUGAUGCCAACAUAAUCAUUAGGAAUUUAAUAUGUUUUUCUGCUUAUCAAUACUUUCAAUUUGAAGCACUUUUCUCAGUUAUUGUGUGCUUCAAUGCUCCAUAACUCAAUGUAUUUAAAAAUCAGGGAGUCACAUUUGUCUUGAAGUCUUUGGCAUGUAUUGUAUAUGUUUUUUAUGUUGUGCAGUUAAAGAUAAUACAAACUGAGUGAAAAUAUGAUUGAAUUAAAU